Molecule: messenger RNA, 3783 nt
Organism: Trypanosoma brucei brucei TREU927
Lineage: Eukaryota; Euglenozoa; Kinetoplastea; Trypanosomatida; Trypanosomatidae
Product: protein kinase, putative
Exons: 1
Coding region: 1-3783 (1260 amino acids)
Biological process (GO): protein autophosphorylation; peptidyl-serine phosphorylation; intracellular signal transduction
Cellular component (GO): nucleus; cytoplasm
Molecular function (GO): calmodulin binding; calcium-dependent protein serine/threonine kinase activity; ATP binding
Source: RefSeq, a predicted model, not a curated record
AUGUUCAAUGUCUCACCAGCGAGUCGUGACCGCGUGCGUUCUGAGAGUCAGCGCACCCCGCGCCCCCGCAGCUCACUCUCCAUGCCACGUGAAUUGUCCUACACACCCGCCAUAUCUUCCAUUCCUUCGAGCCUGCACACACCGUUUAUUCAAAAGUGCUACGUUCAGGGGGACAAUUCCACUGAGGGUCAGCAGCAGCAGCAGCAGCAACCGCCUGAUCACAUGACUGUCGUAUUUGAAAGUGAUAACAUGCAACUGACAACAACAAGUUUGCUCGGGAAAGGUGGGUUUGGUCGAGUGUACGUGGCCCAGUCAAGUGGCGGGGAGUUGUGCGCCUUGAAAGUAUCGUCGAAACAAAUGACGGAUGGUGACUGGGAGCGGUUGCGCAAAGAGGUGGCGCUUAUGAGUCACUUCUCGCAGCACCCCAACGUGGUGAAGCUAAUUGCUGCCGGUCGAGAUAGGAAUUUUGCGUAUGUGGCGAUGGAGUGCUGUGCGAGUCGGUCGCUGCAUGACAUUAUUAACAAACAUGGUCUCGAAGUGCCAGAAAUUUUGUGGGUCGGCUAUGCACUCAUUGAUACAAUCGCUUUUCUGCACGCCAAGGGUUGCAUACACCGGGACCUAAAGCCACAGAACCUUUUGUUUGACUUCGAUGGAAACCUGAAGAUAAGUGAUUUUGGACUUUCAAGCAACGUUACCGAAUCUGAACCACGGAAGACGGUUGCCGGGACGGCAAUGUAUAUGGCACCCGAAAUUGCUGGCGCAGUGUAUAAACGCAUGACCAACGAUAACAGCUCUAGUUCACUGCGCUACGGUCAGGAGGUUGACACAUGGAGCAUUGGUGUGGUGUUGUACGUCAUGUUGACGCGCAUGAACCCGUACGCGCAGGCGCUUGAAAAUGAAGGUGCACACGAGAUGAACAAGACGCAGAAGACACUCACCUUAUUUAGUGCGGUUGCGGGGGCCGCUUGGCACUGGCCGGCGGGUUGGAGAGGCGACAAGGAACUAAGUGAUGUUGUCAAUCAAAUACUGCAUCGCAAUCCAGCUCAGCGAGCCACGCUACAAGAUAUACUGCAGCACCCUGUUUGGGACCGACGGCCGCUUUCGUGUCCGCUCACGCUGCUGCAAAAACUGAAUUUAGUCGAGCGACGACCGUUUACCCGAACCGGAGCGGUAGGCCGCUCAUGCAGCCGUGCUCCUGAAGGUAUGCAGCCCCAAUAUGCCACCAAAACGGCAGAAGUUGUGCUCCUAGAGGGGCUAAACCAAGUGAUUCAAGUCGAAGAGAGCACUCGUACUCAACUCGUCCUUGAAAGCAAUGAGGUGAUAAAUCUCAUAUUCGGAACCCUGAAGCUGCAUGCCUCAGAGGCUAACGGAAGGCGGUUUAUUGUGAUAGAUGAGAAAGGUUGCCGCAAGAACAUCGAAGACAUGUUGCUGACCACUCGCCCGGUGCGUUGUCGCAGCCAUGAGUUAGUGUCGACAGCGGUGUGUGCAAAACAGCCCAAACGUGGAACAAGGGUCGGUUCCUCAUUAAGGCCGCAAAGGGAAUCCAGUGUUUUGUUGGCGGGUCCAUUAGCUUUCGGCCAGACUCAAGAUGCUGGAGAGAUUGUCCGCGCAGCGUCUGACAGGUACGCUGUGGUGUUCAGUGGACGUGAAACCUCCACACGGUGGUCUCUCCGCAAUGUCAUCUCACUCCCUCGAGAACUUAACGCUGCAAUUGAGGAGGUUACGUGCAUUAACAAACACCAAAUGAAGAAACUUAUCAAAAUACCCCUGGGUUAUGUCGGGUUUGAUUGCAACGUAUGCGACAGUGCGAUUGAUGAUAUUAGUAUCGAGAAACCAGUUUUUCGAUGUCAUAAGUGCGACUACGACCUCUGCAUGAAUUGUGCUUACGAGGGGAAAAUAAAGGACGUUAACUUUGUUUGUGUUUCAUGCAUGAAAAAGUUUGCGUCCUCUUCAAAGCUCGAAGCACAUUCAGCUAAGUGCCGUGGCCCAAGCAUGAGCCCCUCGGCACGCUGCUCUUCCCGUCGAAACACGAUGCUUUGGGAGCAAUUGGAAAACGAGGGCGGAAGUCUGCUGGAUAUCCGGUUGCCUACCGAAACUAAACCGCGACGUAGUGCCCGUACAUCUUGCCGUACCUCCGGUGGUCGAGAGUCGUCGGGUGGUCGCAUUAGUAUUGGUGACAGCUAUGUACCAGGACCGGAGGACUUAGGCACAAUGGUAGUAGCGCACCGUGACGCCAAUUUCCCUGAAAUGCCAAAAUUCUCCACUCAGAGCGAUAGCAAGGCAAGCUCCCCUUUCGGUGAGAAGGAGGGCGCUGAUAAAAAUUAUAGGCAGAGUUUCUCCUUUGAACUUCCCCCUCAGGUUCGGCUCUCUAAACAUCGUAGGGAUAAGGGAGCGGAACCACGGAGUUCGGAAGAAUUGCGCGAGAUUGUAGAUGAGCUUACGCCAACACCUAAAAGGGUGCGUACAGAAGCACGGCAGAAUUCUUGUGAGCCAUAUGCUCCCCAAGUGAAUGACGCAGGCUUGGUUGUCGGCAUUGCUGCGCGGUCUCGUGUUGAAAGGGAGGGAAGUCUGCGUGGGGAACAGCAAUCCCGUAACGUCGUAGUAAUCCGUGCAGACAACGCGGCGAAACCACAAGACCUGCGAAAGCAGUCUCAGGUUCCUCGAAGCGCUUCGUCAAGUCAACCUGGUAGUAGGAUGGAGUCGCAAGCUAUCGAUACUCUCUCGAAGCCGGCCCCUAAGAAUGUGGCAGUACGAGAGUAUCGGUCCGCGUCCGGCCAGCGCGAUCCACUGGUGCCGAGAACGUCACUGCCUUCAGCUCAGACUGGAGAAAUUUUCGGUGCACCGCCUCUCCCACGAAUCGUCACCUCCGGGAGGUCUAGCGUACCACGUUCAAUGUCGUACACAUUGCCAUCUGCUGCUGGUGUUGCGCGACGCCAGACAUCCCAGCCUUUAGUGAACUUACUUGGAGGGGUCCCUGUCGGGGCGUAUGGGGGCGGAUCUUUCAACCCCGGCGAGCGCAAUGCUUCCAUCAGCAACACCAACAGAACUGUUGGACCGGGGCAAGGUGGGACGGCGUACCUGGCCCUUCCUCGGGACAAGCAAAACCGGGAUCGCUUUGUUGAUGACUUCCUAAGCGGGGCGUGGGUAAGGGUUUACUCUUUCAUUGGUUCUGAAGUUGUUGUGAUGUAUUAUUCUGUGCAACCCGGUAGGUACGGUGCCCUCUUCCCCACAGAGGAGGGAGCAGCUACGGCAGUUCUGGACAUACACUCUAAGUUGGUGCUAUACGUGCCGCGUAUGGAUAAGGAUACCGUUACUCGGACCCAGUGCCAUCCGAAUGUUCUAAGUUUCUUUCAAGACGAAAUACGCAUUCUACCCGCUACAAGUGCAGAGAAAACCCUCGGUGGUGUGCUUCGUGGCAUAAUGGGUUUCGUUAGUGAACUUACGAAAUGUCGUGGGGAGGGAGAAAAGUAUGCAGCAGCGCAGUCUGCAUACAUUCACCAACGUGAGAAGGGUGCGGUCCCCGCGGGCACAAAGUUCGCGUAUGUGAGAAAGGCGUUCCCAGAUCCAGCAGGCUCUUUCGUGUUGUUCCGUUUGUCCAACCUGCGGUCGCAGGUAGUUUUUAACAACGCACUCCUAGACAUCCGUUGGCAAAGCGACAAGAACCAUAAUGUUGGGCAAAAGUACUACGUGCGGCCCAACGGCGAGGCCGGACCAUUUACUGCGGAGCACUCAGGUAUCCUCAAUCACGUAAAUUUGGUGAUGCGCAACGUCUACCGGAAAUGA